CAAUAAUCUGAUAAUUAAACCUCAAAAGUAUACUCAGGUCAGUGAGUUAAGUAACUCCUCUUCGUCGUUCAGAAUUAUUUAAAGGAAGUGCUUUUCAAUUAGCUGCACUUUAAUAAAGAUAUUGAAAGCCAUGGCAUCUGAACAAGAAAGUUGAGUCUCCACUAUAUUUGGAAAGCGUUGUUGCUAGGAUGAUCACUGGAUUUUCCAAAUCUCCUGGCCAGCGAGGCCCUCAGCAUGAGAGUUAUGAAGAAAAAUAUGAGCGCCGGUGUGAGAAACACGAAAGCCUGCUCCGAAGAAACAACAGGACCACAUGCCGUCUCACAGGCAAAGAAGCCAAAGAACCAGCUCAGAGCCCUCGACAAAAAGAAUUCUUCCGAAGAAGGAAUUUAACAACUGAAGAGCUUGGAAGGACAAAAAUGAUGUUGCCUCCUGGCAAGAGGGGAACUGUAUUUCCUGUAAACUGUUCUGACAAUCUAGGGGAAAUACCACCUCAGACCUAUUUGAACUAUUUGUCAAAUAUCCAGCCUCAUACCAAAUCUAUACAACAUAACUUCAGUAAUAUUUUCCCUCUUAGCAAAUCAUCCCAAGCCAUGCCCGUUAUGAAUGUUCCCACAAACUGUAAAGGUACACAAACCACAAAAGAACUGAGUUCUGAAAAGAAAAACUCCUGUCAGCAAACAGACUGUGGCACAGCAGUUUUAGAUAAGGAAAUUAUUCAACUUUCUAACUACCUCAAUGAGGCACUGCAUCGAGAACUAGUCUUGAAAAAGAAAAUGGUGAUUUUACAAGAGCUUCUAGCCAUGUUGCUAGAAGCAGCAGAAAAAUCUUGGAAGGGUCAGUUUAAUGAAGACAAACUCAAAUGCAGGCUGAGUAUGUUGGAGAAUCAACUGCAAAUAUGUACCCAGAAUUAUUCAAAGCGAGGCUUAAAAAGGAUUAUCCUUGAGAUGGAAGAUCAAAAGCAAAAUUAUGAACAGAAAGUAAAAGAAUCUCUUCAGAAACUGCUUGAGGAGAAAACGCAGGCACAAAAGCAAUUUCAAAAUGCCCAGAGAGCCCUUAUUGUUGCCGUGGAUGACUGUAGCCUCUGGAAAGAUCAACUUGACAACUUAAAAAAAGAUUGGAGUCAACUAACUGACCAGCACUCUGAAGUCAAAAACAAGUUGCAUGUCUUGGAGAAUAAACUGCAGUGGUCAGACACUCAGAACUCUCAACUUCAACAAGCCCUGAAAGACAUGGAGAAUGAGCGUGCAAAUCUAUAUUCAAGAAUUGAUAAUCUGCAAGAAGAAAAGAUACUCAUCAUGAAAUAUCUUGAUGAAGUGGAAGGCAAGCUGCGAACUGAAAAAAAUCAAAAACUCAUAUUGGAAGCAACAACUGAACAUCUUCAAAAGCAGAUUGUCACAGUGCCCAAUGAAGUCCUCAGUUGGGUGACAAGUAAGCAGAAUGUUCAAUCAGAGGAUCAAGGAGAGAAAGAGAGCAGCCUGAGAGAAGAAUUGCAAAAAAGGACAUUCCAGCUUGCAGCUAAGAAAAAAGAGUGUAUUGAUCUCUGUCAUAAACUAGAAAUCCUGAACAAUCAGUAUUACAGUUGCCUUGCCAAUUUACAGCAUUUCCAUGAUGAACUCAAGCACUCUCAAAGCAAGCCAGCCCAGGUAAGAGGCUUUGAACUUCCAUUUGUGCCACUUAAACUUGCAACCUUAAUCAUGAAAGAUAUGGUAGAUUUCCCCAAUCAACUCAGCAUUCUACAGAAAUUGGGAUUCAAAUACCCAGAAUUCUCAUAAACCCACCAAUUUAUCUCAGUGGUUAGCAUAUCUAGAAGUUGAAAUCCUAACCAAUCCAAACAAUUAUUGGUUGGUGAAGUCGUUAUAGUUCACCUUCCUUGUUUUGGUCCCCUGCUCAUGGAUUUGAACUUGGAUGUUUCAAAAAUAAAUUUUUUUAUAAAUGCAACAAAAAUAAAGAUGGUGAAGUUACAUUAUUAUUAAAAAGAUUGGGUGCCAGACUUCAUAGAAAGCCUGGGAUAUACAAACUGGGUAUUUUUAAAUUAGACAUAUAUGUUUAUUAUAACCUGUCCAGAGUCACUUAGGUGAGAGGAGUGGUGUAGAAAUGUGAUUAAUAAAUAAAGUCCCUUUAUACACUUGUAAUUUUCUUAAGAACCACGCACAAAAGAUUCACCUUGUGUCUCUGCAGCAUGUCUAUGAGAUGUAGCUUUUAAGAUAAUCUUUUAACCAAAACACACUGAAUAACAUUGAGUUAAAAUUCAUCUAUCUUCAGCAUCAAUUCUACUGUAUAGUUUUAUUUUUUCUUGCCAUUGUAGAGGGGAAAAAAACUAUUUUACUUCCGAUACAUAUAUUUUAAUCAAAUAGAGAUAGAAGUUUAUCUGGAGUAAAAUAACAAUGUGAAAGCACGAUAGCAGUGUCACUACAUGACUAGGAGUAAUUUUUUUCUGACUGUACUUUAUUUAUAAUCAAUUUAUUAUCUCAAAACAUUUUUUUUCAGAGAAAUCAUGAUCAUUGGAUUCCUAUCAUAACGGU
Molecule: messenger RNA, 2522 nt
Organism: Notechis scutatus (mainland tiger snake)
Lineage: Eukaryota; Metazoa; Chordata; Lepidosauria; Squamata; Elapidae
Source: RefSeq, a predicted model, not a curated record